AUGAAGCACAGCAACAAGGACUUGCUGGUGCACAGCAACGGGACUAUAGAGCACAUGGUCAUCAUGAACACUGUGGUGGGCUGUGAAGUCAAUCUGUACAACUACCCCUUCGCUUCAGAUUUCUGUGCCAUCGCCCUGAAUGUGUGGGCAAUUAGUGGAUGUGGCAUGUUCCUGGACUUUGGGAAUGUGAGCACAACUAGCGCAAACCGUGGGGACUGGCUAACCGAGGAGGUGGAACUCAAUGCUAAAGGAGGCAGAGAUGAUCGCAACUAUCUAUGGGUUAGUAUUGCUGAAAAUGCGGUCCGAAACCCGUUUCUAUCCCUGGUCCUGCCCAGUAUACUAAUCAUCUUGGCUGAUGUAGGCAGCUUCGCCCUGCCGCUGGGAGAGAGUAAGCGCAUCCCCUUCAAGGUUAAACUGGUUCUCAGCUUCAUCAUGUUCCUCAACAUCCUCAAGGACCUUCUGCCUGGAGGAGGCCAGUGCAGCCCCAUCAUCCGAAAGCACUUCUGUUUCUGUUUGGUCAUCCUGGUGUUGAGCACGUUGCAGUCUAUGGUGCUCACACGCCUGGCUAAGUGUGGCACUCUCUGGCCCUGCAGCCUCUCCAAGUCCAAAGACUCACUGCUUAAAGACACAGACAAUGAAGACGACUCCAAGUUUGAUAUUAAAGCCUCAGAGGAAGAGAAGAAUACAGCCCUCCAGAAGGUGGUGAAGUUUCUCAACAAAAUGGCUGCACAAGACCAGAAAAAUGCUAUACACCAUCGCUUUGCCAACAAAGUGGACUUGAUCUGUUUCUGUAUCUAUCUCACCAUCCUCAUUGUUUACUCAUUCAUCAUUUUAUUUUUCUCCUUUGGUUCUCGAUGUGAGAUCGACCAUUUACAAUUCUGGCAUUAAAUUCUGUAUUUGCGUUUAACAAUGAUAUUUAAAUAAAUAUAAAGUGUGUACUCUUCA
Messenger RNA from Oncorhynchus tshawytscha (Chinook salmon), 945 nucleotides. Its product is annotated as 5-hydroxytryptamine receptor 3A-like. Lineage: Eukaryota; Metazoa; Chordata; Actinopteri; Salmoniformes; Salmonidae. Gene Ontology annotation, biological process: monoatomic ion transport. The transcript is spliced from 5 exons. Gene Ontology annotation, molecular function: extracellular ligand-gated monoatomic ion channel activity. The record is from RefSeq and is a predicted model, not a curated record. Bases 1 to 888 code for a protein of 295 amino acids. Gene Ontology annotation, cellular component: membrane.